CUCCCAACUUCACGCAACUUCCCCGGUGCGGCGGAGCCGGCGCAGCCCGGUUCUUCCUGCGGGAGCCGCCGGUGGCUUGGCUGGCCGUGCGGCUGCUCCUUGGGCAGAGCAGGAAGGAUUCAAGCAUUCCCGAGAGUGUAUUGCCCGUGAGCAUCGCCCUCUUCCCAGCAACGAUUCUGUUCCCUUCAGAGCACCUCCCAGACCUUUGCAUCCUUGGAAUGUGAGAGCAUUUUAAUCGGAUUUUGGUGGCAUUUCUUAGAAUAAGGAGUGGGAGAGGGAGGAAGAUUCCAUGAAGAUCUGUGAGACUGUGGAAGGGACAGAUUGAUGUGGGUGAGGUCUGGGCAGUGUGUCUGCAGUGAUUGCUUUCCGUGUUCUUAAUGUGACCUUGGUGACAAAGCUCUUGUCACUAUGAGAAGGGAUUCGGGCCCCGUGGGUUGGUUGCAGCAGCAAAUGCAAAUUAUGAUUCUUUUUCCCCGUUGGAGUUUUUCAGUUCUGUUGAAUGUGUAAUUCCAGCUAUGGCAACAAGAGUAGAAAUAAAUUCUCCUUUGGCGUCUUUGACGGCAGUCCCCGACCUGACUGAGCUCCGGACCGAGGACAAGGCACAGCGUGUGUAUGUCAGCGUGCUUUCGGACGCGAGCAACAAGGCCAAGGAGGCUUCAGCAUCACUGACUCUCGAAGAGAACAAGAAGUUUGGGAGUUCCUUGAGAUCCGCAACGAUGCCAUCACUGGGAUCGAGGCCGAGACUCUUCCCGAAGCCUUUUUCUAAAGAGAAGCCUCCAGAGUCUUUUGCAAAUGUUAAACCCCCUGUCCCAGCUUUCAGGUCCAGCAGUCGGAUCAGAAAGGCCCCUGAGGAAACGUCAUCUGUGAAGGUGUUGAGUGGAAAUGUUCCUCCGUUAGUAGAUCAGAAAGUGAUCGAAACUGAAAAUCGGGGUGACGGUGAGGUGGUCACAAACAUGACUUUCUACACUGGGCCCAGUGCCAACACGGUCAUUCUGUUCGAGCCAGCGGGACCAGAGCAGGCCAAGGUCAGCCUGGCCCAGGAGAAGAGGGCUCAGGACCGCACAGGAUUUGCUGCUCUGCAGACAAAGGAGAUUCAGUGCAGUGUGAAACUGGAGAAACCAUCCGAGACAUCCAGGAAUGCUGAAGGAUCUAUCCAUAGGCAGAUGUCGUUUUCCUCCAGUCUCAGACCAGUCUCUUGGAACUCCCUCAAAACUGGGGAAAAAAAAGAUGCUCGUGAAGUUCGUCCAGGGGAGAAAACCAAUGAUGAUGCAAAUAAUCUCAACAAUAAAGUUGAUUUCUCUAUUGAUGUCCAGCAAAAGGCAAAACACAGACCAGUGUCUGCUAUUUUUCUGGAAUCCUUACGAGAUCAAAAGCAUCACACAGUGGAAGCUUCUGAGGAAAAAUCUCCCACGGAGAAAUCUGGUGUUAGGAAACCAAGGCCUUUGUCCAUGGACCUGACAGCUAAAUUUGAACACAAAGAUCUUUCUUCUUGCAAGAAGACUUGUUCAUCCCAUGAAAGCAAGGAAAAUGUAUCCAUAAUUACUGUUACUGAUGUGAGUUGUCAUGAUCAGUCUGAAAUGGGGCCAAAAUCUGAAGAAACUGACUUUAAUAAAAGCAGUUCUUCUAAGACAAAUUUGAAAUGCAGUAGCCAGGACAUUGGCAUCUUAAAUAAUGGGAAAUACAUGUGGGAAACAAAACUUAAAUCUAAAAGUGAACAAGUUGAGACAAAACCAGAAAUAACUACUAACUUGCACGGUUCUGAAAGGAGCCCUGAAACAACCAGUGAAAGCAGAACUAAUAAGGGGGGGAAAAGGGCAGAUCAGAAGGAAACGUACAUGUUUCUAGGCUGUGAAAACCCUGCAACUUCCUCGGAAAAAGAGAGUAAUAUCUUAAGAGGAAGUGUCAAAAAACACAUUAGUUUGUUUACUUCAGAAAAUCCCAGUCCCGCAGUGGAUACGGAGCUUCUCCCAGCAAGUGCCGAGAAGGAGAACAGGUGUGUGACCAUCCAGCAGAGAAUCAAGGAGCUGACAGCAGAAAACGCUGACGUUAAGGUGGGGAACCUGCGCAGGUCACCGCAGUCACGGCCGCUCUCCGCGGACCUCACAAAGAUGUUUUCAAGUCCAACAUCAAGCAGUGAAGCAAAGCCUGAGAAACCUGCUGAAACCAGAACUGACCCUAUCCAUGAAACACAGGAAAAUCCAAAAAGUAAGGAGCUGAAGGUUGCACAGGGCACAGAUCUCACAGAAGCACAUGUUACUGGGAAGCCUUGGAAAUCCCGGCAGGUUUCAAAGAUAACCAGUACACCUGAUCAACUAGAGAGGAAAGGAAGCUUCCUCGGGGAUGCUCAGCAUUUCUCUCAGCAGAGUGAAAGUUCUGUCUCGUUCACAAGCAGUUUCGAAAAAAAAUUAAACCCAGCACUUCUGGAAAAGCCCUUCAUUAAAACUGUCCGAGCCACCAUGUUUGAGCACAAUGUGCAGAGACACAGCGUUGCUGUUGAGCACUCUGGGGCUGAUGCUGCACUGAAAAGGAACCAGGAGCCUGAGGCAAAGCAAGACGUGGUGGUUUUGGGGCCCAGCAGACGGUCAUGGAUAGGAGAAGGGGAGGAAACCACCCCUGCAAAGAAGGAGCAUUACAAGCCAUCUGAUUCAUCCAAACACACAGCGGAUGUAGAGAAAAGUGGCAAACCAGCUUGUUCAAGUGAAGAAAAGAAAAUUAUUGUCUUAGAAAAAUCUUUGGUUGAGAAGAGUGAAAAACCCAGUGCUAAAAAUGCAGAAGAUUCUCUAAUUUACCAACGAAUAGAGCCCAGGUAUGAAGUCUUUCAGACUUGUGGGGAAAGGGCUCUUAGUGAAGCCAUCACAAUGGCUCCUGAGAAAAAGGCCAUGACACUCAGAGCUAGAAAAUCAUCUGUGAAAGAGAAUAAAACUGAUGAGGAAGUUGGGCACAUGGGGCAGUCAGUGAGGGCAAGUAGUCACACUCUCUACUUGAAAGAAGAUAUUGCUGUUUCAGAACCUAGAGAGAUAAAAGUUCUUACAAGCAAGGCUGUGUUGAGAGAACCUAAUGAUUUUCUCUCCAGUGAAUGCACUUUACCUGAACAGAAAAAGGACUCUGAUAAAACAGAACCUGAUGCACUGUUAAUAGUAACUGAGAAAAUACCUUAUUCCACAAACAAAAGUAAAGUUUUGGGAAUUAAUGAGAAAGUAAACAAGCUACAUUCUGAAAUUAGAAGUGAUAAGAGUGAAGUCUCUUCCAUAGAUAAACCAGAGAAGUCUAAUGUGGUAAAAUGCUCUUCUGAGAAAAGGAGUUUUCGGGCAGGUGGGACAGACACUUAUGAAUUCAGAACCAACCUGGAUCGUGAAGUUGUUUCAACAAGUGUGAGUAAACACGGGGCCCAUUCUUCCUCAGGGCUUUCAGGUGGACAGUUUUUUAAACCUUCCAGUAGCCACCAUCCUGAUGCAAAAGUACAGACCAUAAAUAAAGAGGAAUCCGGGGCCUUUGGGUUAAGGAAAAGUCUGGACUUUAAUUUCAAAGAGCGAGACUUUAGCUUGGCUAGUGCAGCUCCUGAAAACAGUGAAAAACUCAGAGUAACAGAUCCAGAAGAGAAAAUCAGGAGAAGCAAAAGUAGCGUUUCUGACUUGAAGAUUUCUGAAAGGUGGAGGAGGAGGACCUUGCCUCAGGAGUCGGCCAAGGCAGAAGAAGUUGUGUGGUUCACUCCUGAAAAUAUCAAGAGGCUGAGUCGGACAGAUUUAUUGCAGUUGGAUGAGGAUUCACUUAAAAAGAGAAACAAAAAUAUCAAAGAAGGGCUGGAAGGGAGUGAGGCAAACCAGGCUGUUCUUGGCAGUCCUGAUGAUUACUUGAAACAUCAGAGUUCUGUCUUCGAGCCAAAGGCAACUUUUUUUGCAGUGACUUAUCAGAUUCCUGGUAUCAAAAAAGAGAAAAGCUUUGUUGGUGCUCCCAGUGCAAGUGAAAUUAAUACGGUUUCCAGUUCAAGUGGGGGAGCAGCAAUUAAUGUGGACCCUGUUUUUCCUGGAAGGUCCAAACCUGUAUUACAGCAACCAAACAAAAAUGUGAUGAGUACAGCUUGUAGAGAGGACUCCCGGGAAGUGCAUAUUAGCAAGGAUUGGGUCAAAGAAGACAACAAAGAUACUGUUUUAUCCAAAAAUAUUGCGUUUGGUAAUUUUCAUAUGUCUAGGAAGGAUAACCAACAGCAUCAUGAAAAAGGCCUGGAUCAUUCUAAAGAGAAAAUUAUAGAUGUUGAUGCUUUCCUGUUAAAACAGGACCUGGAAAAUACAGUUCAAAUUGAUCUCAAAAGUAGCAGAAGGAAAGUCUCCUCUUCUCAUGAACCCCGAUCUCCCCCAUGUUCAGCGCAGGUACGUAAAGACAGUGAAACAGACCCCCAGAAAAGGAGUGAAAAUAAUCCUGAUUUACCUGUCAGGAGGGCUGAGGAUAGUUACAGAUCCCAAAUUCUAGAUAUUGAUGCACUUAUGGCAGAAUAUAAAGAAGAGUCAGCCAAGGCCAGUAAGGUUCAAGGUAAGCUCUCUGAUGAUUUCAGCUCAUUGAGUAGGGAGAAAUCAAAGAACAGAAGAAAUGUGUCGGAUAGGACAAGUCUUUCCUACAGCUGGAAUGAGUGGAAGAGUAGAUCAGAUCACUCUUCUGUUACUAACAAACCAAGUGAGUGUGCAGAAGAGCAGCACAGGCCAGAGAAACUAACUGUAAAUGAAAAGAGCAAAGAGAAACUGGAAUUACGUAGCCCUGACUUUGAUAAGCCGAAGUCCAAAGACAGAAAGUUCAGCCCUCCUUACUGGGGAAGUCCCAGCAUCUUCUUCUCAGAGAAGUUUGUAAAUUCACCUGUGGAGUUCAGUAGGAAGAAAACUUUCAUUGUUGAUGAGGACGAGGAAGUGAAUUUAACCUCCAGGAAUCAGAGUCCAAAAUUCGUAAUCGAGAAGGUACAGCCUGUAAAUGUAGUGGGAACAGACCAGAGGCUGGAAGCCAAUUUUGCUUCCAGGUUGUCCAUAAAGGCAGAUGAUGGGCUCUUACAGAAGAGGUUGGUGACUAAAGAACAGUUCUUGGAGGUGUCUCCAGAGGGUGAUUGGAGCAAAAACGUAGCGAGGAGCUCCACAGUGAGGAGCAAAGACAACGCAAAUAAGGCGACAUGUGAGAGCGACUCUUCCGGUGUGAAAAUUAAAGCUGAUUGGAGGAGCUACACAUCUGGUUUUGGAACGGCCCCCCCGGAUUUGAGACGGUCCUACUCAGAAAAAUACCGCCAAGGAAGAGACAGUCUGCCACUGAUGCAGGAAGUGAGGGGAAGGAAGGACCUACAUCAGUCCAGGCAGAGCUUCCCCCUGGAAAGUGUGGAUCAUGGGUGGAAACACAAGAUGUCAGCUCAGUCAGAACUGUUCUUCCAUGAAGAUAAAAAGGCUUCUAGGAAAGAGUGGACCAAGCAGAGUUCAGACAAAACAGAGGGAACAGACUUUUCCUCGGUGUCUGCUCAGAGGAGCCGCCACAGUUUCUAUAAGGAGAGAAGAGUGGAUUUUUGGGCGGACCAGCUGAGGCAGUGCUUCUCCAGGCAGGCGCCGGGAGCGAAGGACACAGACACGCUGGUGCAGGAGCCCGACAGCCAGUACGGAACCUGGAACGAGCAGCGGCACAGCGGGGACAGCUUUGUGCCCGAAUCCCCUUCCCUGGAAAAUGACGUCGUCUCGACGCGGAAGCAGCCCCCGAACAGCCGCCCGUCCUCGCUGUCCUCGCAGACAGAACAGCCCUCCCUGGCUGAGCACCAUGACUUCAACAAAGACCAAAGGAGCACCAGCCUGGACCGUUCCAGCACUGACAUGGACUCCACUGAUGGGACUGAUUUACCUCCUCCAGGAGACACGUUCCCUGAUGACAAGACCACUGAUUUCUCCUUCAUUGAUCACACGGCUGUCCUGGACUCCAGUGCCCUCAAAACCCGGGUGCAGCUCAGCAAGAAGCGGCGCCGCCGGAACCCCACGUCCCACUCGCUGAGGAGGAGCAGAGGACUGGAGUUUGAGAACAGAUUUUCCUUGGUGGAAGAACCAGAUAAUGCCUGGAUGUUCAAGGAUUCCACAGAGGAGAAGAAAACUAUGCAACAGGAAGAUUCUGAGGAGGAAGAGAAGAUCCAGCAUACUCCGAGGUCAUCUGCGGUACAAGCCCAGAGACUCCCCGUGUUCCCAGGAAUGGAUCACUCUGUUCUCAAGGCCCAGCUCCGGAAAAGACAAGAAUCUGAGAGCGCUGGGGACACUGGUUCUGCUCAGCUCUUCAAAUCCCCCAAAGCCCAGCUAGGGACUCCCGGGAGCAGAGUGCUGCCCUCCAGUGUGGAGAAGGAGGACAGGUCAGAAGAAAAGUCUCCUCAGUGGCUGAAGGAGCUGAAAUCAAAGAAGAGACAGAGCCAUUAUGAGAAUCAGACAGUGAUUCUAACUAGAAGAAGAUAAAGAAGUUUAACAGAAGCCUUAACUCAUCUGAACCUAAACCCCCAUGUCAUGUUGCUGCUGUUUGCUUCCUGCCUCAACUGCUCUGUGCAUGGUGCCUUCCUGUUUUGUGGAGAAAGCUGCUUCAAUUCAUAGUCAAAUACAAAGCUGUGUCUGUCAGGUCGGGGGGAUGGUGUCACUUCAGGCCUGCCUGCCAGGAGAACCCGUGGUUCAUGGUUAGCACUUCACAAAGUCUUGGAAAAUGGAGAUAUUUGGGAGUGCUGCGAUGCAGGGAACUCCCCUCGCUGUCGAACUGUGUAGGUGUUCAGCACUCAGAGCUGUGACCUCUGGUAGAUGUGUCUGGGCUGGGCUUUGUGUUUGUUUAUGAAAAGAACAAUUUUAAUCAAAUUUAUCUUUUUUUUUUUUUUUUUUUUUUUGUGAACAAAUAGUAAGCUCCUAUUUAGAAUGAAGUUUGUGGAAGGUGAGAGUGGAAGAACAAAUCAUGUUUACUGCCAUAUUGAAAAAGGAAACUUGAUUAUUUUUUGUAAAAUGUAUUUUUGAUUGGCUUAUAUUUACAUGUGAUCUGCUGACCUGGCAGAUGGAGAUAAUUUUUAGAUGAACAAGAUGUUAACUUUUGUCACUCUUGAAGUGGUAUAUUCUGUGUUUUGUCAGCAUGUGGAAUAAUUGCUUCAUUGGAAUGUCUUUCCUAAAAAGGAUCAAGCAAUAAUGUCAACCAGUUCUCUUUAAAAAAAAAAGUAAAAAUAUGUAAAUACUGUUUUUAUAACAAAAAAGGAAGGGAAGAGGGAGGAUGUUACACUCAUAUCAGGGUUCCAGUUAAUUGUUGAAUGUCACUUUAAUAGCUGUUUGGAUAGUCCCACUUCUUAUUUUUAUUUGUUAAUCUGUAAAUACCAGGUUUAAGUUUUUAUUUUUAUGCUGAUUUUGUGGGAUAACCUAAAUGUGAUCUUCAGUUUCUCAAGGUGAUUUCCUCUCCUUCCUUUGGCAAGACCCCCGUGCUGAUAGCAGAGUAGGGCUCUCAUGGACCACACGGAUGUUUGGGAAUCACUAAUCCCCAGACACGUCUGUGUCUUUGAUUCUGAAAUACCAACACCAUGGCCAUGUAAGACAUAACUGAUUCUUGUCCCAGAUAAGUGCUCUUUCAGUAAACCUUUAAAAAUAAAGCCCAAGGAGGGAGGUGAUUUGUCCUGUCGGAUUCCUCAGGCUCGACCAAGAAAGCGUGAAGAGGGAACGGAGAGUGGAGUGUUCUCCUUGCCUGCCAGAGCUGGGGCUGCUCCUUGGGUUGCACUUCCCAUGUCCUGCCGAGGGGCUCCUCUAGAUUCAAACCAUAAAGCACCAGCACUUCCACUUAUUUUCCUUUCUCUUUUUUUUCUGAUCAGUGUUUUGUGAGCUCAAUUCCCAUGGGGUUACCACAGUGGUGGCCUACCUGCUCUGCUGUCUGUCAGGCUUGUAGCUGCCAAAACCAUGUGCCAAUUCUUCUCAUGAAGGAGUCACAGAGGAGGUGAUUUGCAGUCCCAGUCUGCUCUAGGAAAUAGCAGCAGGAUGUCAGGAGACAAGUCCCAUAUGCCCAUUUCUCGCUCCCAGAUUUAGCUCUGAUGGCAGCUCCCGGUGUGGAGAUGAGACGAAGACAUUUAUCUUAUGUAAAAGUCUUUCCUUGCUGCUCUGCCCUAUUUCUCAUGGGAGCUGUUGACAGUGUUAGUUUUGCAGCCCCUCUGCUCCCCAUGGAGCAGGGAUCCCCCAGGAUCCGUGGCUCUGGGAGUUGGGAGAUGGGCCCCGUCGAGCACAGCCACCACCAGCUCCUCUCAGCUCACUUUAAAACGUUGCACAGAUUUUCUUCCCUCUCCUUUAGAUGAUGGUGGAAAAGGCAACUCUUUGUCUUUUGGGAUAUGUUUUUUGUGGCAGCACUCAAGGGUUCCAUCGCUGUGCCCCACGUGUGACACACACCUGGGCCAGCCCGAGCAGCCUGUGCAGGUGUGAGGAGGGCGGCGAUGGCUCUGCUCGCUCAGAUGAAGUGGGGCCUGUCUUAACCCCACUAAUCAGGUAAUUCCCUGCUUACAGGAGCAUUUACACAGGCUGGAUUUUCCACUUCAGCGGGUGACAGUGUUGUGUUCCCAACAGCUGGAGGAUUUACUGGUUCUUGGUCUAAUAACUGAAGGCCAGAAAUUCUGUAAUUGUUUGCUGCGUGCUGAGGAAACUGAGGGGAUUAACACGAGGUUUCCACAAAGCCCUUGAAUGUGUUUGCAUUUCCACGUCUGCUUGGACAAUGCACUGAAACUUACUGUAUUGAGUAGUUUAACCUACUACUGAGAAAUGUUUAAUGCUUAAAUGUCUAAUUAAAAAGCAUCUUUAGAAUGUU
Molecule: messenger RNA, 8796 nt
Organism: Myiozetetes cayanensis
Lineage: Eukaryota; Metazoa; Chordata; Aves; Passeriformes; Tyrannidae
Product: KIAA1671 ortholog
Exons: 15
Coding region: 516-6449 (1977 amino acids)
Source: RefSeq, a predicted model, not a curated record